AUGCCAACCCAAACUAGGAGCCACAGCCGAGAAGAUUCUCUCCCUUCAGUUCCUGAUUCUGAUUUUAGCGGUACAAUCUCCCGCAAUCGUCGCUCUUUUGCUGCAUUAGCCCAAAAGACCUCCAACGCACUUGCUACUUUGUCUGGAAGUACACUACGUUCCUCGACUUCUUACGGUAGCCUGUCGAGACCGCAUAAGCUCUCCGCAACCCCUGUGACCCCACCAUUCGACAGCGACACCUACGUGCAAUUGACGGGAACUUCGCGACCUUCUUCUCCGGCCUUGGUCGACAAUCCUCCCAAUUCGCUUCUAAAGCGUCGCUUGACCAUUCAGCGUCUUCCUACACUCCCCAACGAAACCCGCUCUUCCCCGCCCGUACCCAAAAUGCACCAGACGUCGUCAAGGUUAUUGCGCAUGACGGAGGAUGAGCGCCCAUUCACCAAGGAUUUCAUGGACUUGUUCUCCACAUUGAUGGUCAGCUUGAAGUUGGAUUCGCAUCGCGUUCGUUUCACAAGAUAUGACCACACAUUCACCUCAGAAGAGGCCAUCAACAACUUGGGCUCGCUCAAGUUCUCUCAGUCCAACCGCAUGCCCGACCCAAAAGACCCAUCCCGCAUCGUCACGACCACGACGACCACCACUUUCUCCAUGGCCAAGGAAAUGGCCCGAUCCGUUUGCCAGCGGUUUGUCGAUGCGCGCUUCAUUGAAUCUGUCGACGGCAAAGCACUCUUGAUCUUCCCGCUCAAGGGCGCCCUCUUCCAGCUCACUCCGAAGGGUAUCAACAUCCUGCAGCGUUUCUGCCAGCGGAAUGGCAUCACCGCUCGUCACGUGAUGGAUGUACUAGAGUCGCCACGCAACACCAUGCAGCUGGUGAACCUAGAGCGUGACACGGAUAGCGACAAGUUGUCCCAUGAUCGUGCGACGAUCGAGGUUAUCUUCCGUCGCUUUGCUGGUCAGGAUGGCCCGAACAUAAAGAGCAGCAUUUCAACCUCGGAUUCGGACUCGCUUAGUGAUUACACCAAUGGCCUCGUUGGUGUGAAGGUAGCUCGGGAGCGCAAGCUCCUGGAUGGAAAAGUUUAUAGCAACACAUUCACUGGGAAGGCAGCGGUGGACUGGUUGAUGGAUUGUUCAACUACCAUUGAGCGCCGGGAGACCUGCUUGAUCUCUGAGCUAUUCCUGAAGUACGGCCUGAUUACGAUGAUUCAAGACGACAAACAAUUCCCCGAUGUUGGGACCAAUGCUCAUUUCCAGCCUUCCAAGUAUGCCAUUUACGGCAUUACCGAGCGUGGACAGCGUGUAUGUGGAUGGAUUGCCCGCGAGAAAACCCGCGAGGUUGUGCCGACGUACGACAGUCGCGGUAUGCCACGCGACUCCAAUAACGCCCGAUUGACCCAUAUCCUUCAAGAUCCUGCUCUGCGUCUGCUUUUCCGUGAAUUCCUUCGCUACUCGCUGUGUGAAGAGAACCUGUCUUUCUACCUCGAUGUCUCGGAGUUUACUACCAACUACCACAAGGCCGAGAAGAUUGGUACAUUUAACAAGGUUGACUCGGUGCGAGAAACCUUGGCUGCAGCAUAUGGAUUGUACAACGCAUUUUUGGCUCCCGGCUCACCCUGUGAGCUGAACAUCGACCACGCGCUCCGCAACAGCCUCGCCAGCCGCAUGACCAAGGCUGUGGGAGACGACGAGUCCAUGUUCAAGAGUCUCCAAGAAGUGGUGCACCUGUUCGAGCUUGCUCAAACUUCCGUGUUCAAGCUGAUGUCAAGCGACUCUGUCCCCAAGUUCCUGCGCGACCCCAAAUACUCUGUUGUUCUACAAGAACACGAUGUAGACAUCUUGGGAGGCUCGCGUUCAUACUCGCCCACGCCGGCCGGCCCGCCCUCAAUCCCAGAACGCAGCAUGAGCCGUUCCGCCCGCGCCUGA
Messenger RNA from Penicillium egyptiacum, 1920 nucleotides. Lineage: Eukaryota; Fungi; Ascomycota; Eurotiomycetes; Eurotiales; Aspergillaceae. The record is from the annotation of a GenBank genome assembly.